AUGUCGACCUCGUUCGAAAUCAUUGAUGCUGCUAAUCGCCACUUCGAGAAACUUUUCAACGGCGGCCAACUCGAUGAACUAGUCGCACUGUACACAUCAGAUGGAAAACUCUGUCCACCGGAUAAGAAUGUCUACCAAGGACGUGAACAAAUAAAGAAGUUUUGGGAAGGUGCGCGCAAUGCUGGAGUGGACAAUUUACGUUUGACAACAGGAACUGUUCUCGAAGCAGGCUCUGAUCGUUUGACUGAAACGAGUUCAUAUCAGCACUCAUUAGAUCGUGGUAAUUACCAAGUCAUAUGGAAACGUGUUGGCGAAGGAAAAGAUCAAUGGCAAUUGGAAAUUGAUAUCUUUAACUGA
Adineta ricciae is the source of this 357-nucleotide messenger RNA. NCBI's taxonomy places the organism in Eukaryota, Metazoa, Rotifera, Eurotatoria, Adinetida, Adinetidae. The record is from the annotation of a GenBank genome assembly.